AUUAUUAUAUAAAAUGGCUUAUGUGCCUAAUGAGAUCCUUGGUGAGAUCAGUACUUACCUCACCUUUUACAAUAAACUUGAAGCAUCGUUAACAUGCCAUAGAUGGUAUCAAGCUAUUGCCGGCAGUGGUAAGCUCUACGAAGCACUUUGCUUUUUUGAUGCCGAAUCCCUCAAAGGUGCCAUUAAAUUCUUUAAAAAGCAUCCGCAAUGGCGUGAUCGAGUUCUUGAUCUCGAUCUUUCCUUCAAUUACGAUGCUGCCAAGGUUGCACAAACAUUUCCUAAUAUUAAACGUCUUCGAUGGGGUAUUGAGAAUGACAUGGCCACAGGUUAUGCAGAUCCUGAUGAUGCACCUGAUCAAGAUCCUUCUUAUUGUCGUGCGAUUCAAGGGUUUAAGCAGCUUGAAGCUGUUGUUGAACAAAAUGGAGAGUUCUAUCCGAUUGUGGUCCCCUUAUUGAAGUGUCCUCGCACAGCCAAUAAUCUGACAUCGAUCACAUUCCAUUUCUUUAAUGAUAGUCCCACAAGCCAACAGACACAGAUGGUCUAUGCGCUGACAUAUAAGGAAAAGGUGAAGCGAAUACUACCGCUCUUGAGGUUUGCACCACGACUUAAAUACCUUGAAUUAAGCAAACUGUAUUUAACAUUGCAUGAUAUGGAGGAUUUGCAUAACUGUUAUGCACCUCGUCUUGAAGAACUUGUAUUGAAAAACAUGCUGUAUUUAUUCACGGAUAUGACAUUAAUCGAGUUAAUGCGGCAAACGUUCAAGUUAGAACAUAGCGGACAACCGAUCGUAGUCAAGGAACCUGCAAGGAAGAUAAAGAAUCUUUAUAUUGACUUUAGUCAUAAUAUUGAUCGGUACGAUGUCUCUAAAGGGGAUGAUAAGCCCUUAUUAUGGUUAGAUUAUGUGGCUAAAAAAUACACGUAUGCUCAAUCGAUUGCAUUUGGUGUAGCAGCUAUUGAUGAGGGGCUCAUUCAACAAAACAUCUUUCAGGGACCUCUCAUAUCCCCUCCUUUCCCAUGGCAAGCCUUGACCGCCUUGGAUCUCGCCAUCUGUGAUCUCACAAAGGAAGUCCUGACGGCCAUGGAUGCUGCUCAAAUUCAUUUGCGUACCGUCACUGUCUAUUUUAGAAAACAAACGGCACAAUCACAGACAGCGUCUUUACUGGCUUCAAGGCAGCGUGAAUCGAUCCGAGAACUCUUUAUCAAGGCAAGAGGUCAUAUCGAACCCGAUACCGAGGAAGGUAAAGCGAUGUAUGCCCUUGCAGAGGGGUUACUCAAGCUGACCUACUUUGAUGUCACACAAGAAUUUACUUUCAGUGGUCUUCAAAUCGAACAUGCCAUGAUCCCUGAGUUACUUGAAAGGGCGCCACAACUGGAGGGGAUGUUUAUCGAAAAGAUCUCUGUUGUCAUACCCAAUCAUCAUCAUCAUCAUCCUUCUCCAGAGGGACAACGAGAGUACAAACUGAAAGAGAUAGGCUUUGGUAAUGUCUAUUGUCGUACUAAAGGACAAGGUGAACUAUUUAGUAAGACAUGGAAUGAGAGGAUCUUACCUGCUUGUCCUAAACUUGAAAAACUGGAUAUCUAUGUGGGACGAAUCGGAGGUCCCUUUGAUCAGAUGCAGACAGAGAUGGUACUUGACUUUAAGUUGAAAACCAAUCAUCGUAUACGUGAAAUAGAAAUGAAUUUCUAUGAUGAGACUUACUUUUGUAUCCAGUUGCAUGGUGAGACACAAUGGUGGUUACAGGAUUGUCCAGGUGCCCCCUUUGAAAGAGUAAAGCAACGUCCAGCUGGAAAACGGUAUAUAAGUCUUGACUUGAACCAUUCCUUCUUUCUUAAUGAUAGACUAUUUUCAUAAUAAUAAUAAAAGAUGUGUUUAUAUAAACAUUAUUUAUACUCUCUGUAAUCUAUAUAAACGUCUUUUAUUUUAUUUAUUUAUUUAUUUAUUUUUUUAAGAAAAGACCAAGCUUUAUACUUUAUAUAAUAAUAAUUUAAACUAUUUACAAAAAAGAAAAGAAAAGAAA
Molecule: messenger RNA, 2018 nt
Organism: Cokeromyces recurvatus
Lineage: Eukaryota; Fungi; Mucoromycota; Mucoromycetes; Mucorales; Mucoraceae
Exons: 1
Coding region: 14-1852 (612 amino acids)
Molecular function (GO): protein binding
Source: RefSeq, a predicted model, not a curated record